CAAAGCCACAGUAGACGACGAGCAGAUACUACGAUGUCUCCCAAACUCCUCAUCUACUUGACGCUGGUGGCCAUGCUAGUGGUCUUUACCGCACCUGCAGCCGAGGGAACGUUCCUUCUCUUUGCAUGCCUGACAGGAUCACCGCUGUGUCCCUUCCGCACUACGACACCAGUAUGUCCAACUGCAGAUACCACAUAUAAUCCAAUAACUCGCGAAUGUGCAUAAAAUGCAUCGAAGUCAAAGAUUGGAAUAUUCAAUGGAUAUUCCUAUCUUAUUAUAUUUUUACAACGGAAAAAUGUGAAUCGACUAUAAAAUGAUUUUGAUUAAAUGAGUUUGACAGGCAGAAGGAGUCGUAACUGAGUAUUGUAA
Drosophila arizonae is the source of this 369-nucleotide messenger RNA. RefSeq lists its product as uncharacterized. The record is from RefSeq and is a predicted model, not a curated record. NCBI's taxonomy places the organism in Eukaryota, Metazoa, Arthropoda, Insecta, Diptera, Drosophilidae.